AUGUUCAAACGACUACUUUUCGGUAAUGAGGCAAAAUUGCAAUUCAAAACAUCUACUUCAGAUGGGAUCGCAAGGUUGUACUCUGAAGGAAAUAUCUCUAGCAACGAUGUACGAUAUUGGCGAAAGUUCUUGAUUUGCUUCGAUUCAGCAAAUGAUGUAUUCACAUUGAUGUCCAUAUCAGACAUUCGAAAAGCACUGAUUCGACAUCCGGAGAACAUUGAGACACUCGUCACAAUCUUGAUCAACCAUUUGGAAACGCUUAAAGAGGAUCCUUUACUCUCGCCCAUUCCAUCAGCACAAGCAGCGUCAUCCUCAAUCUAUGCUACAGCUUCCAGAAGUACAGUCCGAUUGACAGAUCAAGCCAGCAGCAGUGCUUUGUCUCUCGUAGAUGCGGAACAAACUCCCGAACAGACACGCGAUCGUACAAAAGAAGCGUUGAAUUGCUGUCGUAUUCUCACAAGGCUGCUUCCGAUCAUCAUGGAAGAGACAGAUGAGUUUGAACAACACCUUCUGUGGACAGAACAGCCUGCAGAUGCCAACCGGACUACAGAUCUUUGGGGUAAGGUCACAUCGCAAAAGGCUGUGCAGAAAUCUCCCGAGCCAUCCGCAUCACCCGAUGAAAGUCAAGAGAAUCAAUUCGUGAUCGAAGAAAGCGACGAAGAGGAUGAAGAGGCGGAAAACAGUAGUAGUGUGCGAGACAGGGCGCCUUCCGAUCCUCUACGCUCUCAGACGAAAGAGCGAAAAGCAUCGCAAUCUGAAACGAACUUAAGGCCUUCGUUGGGAGAACGACUGACGAAAGCGACUGUCGAUUUCCUCUUCUAUUCUGGAUUCUCGAUUCCUUGGAGUGAAGAGCAGAUAAACGCUUCAUCGGACAACAAGGUGUCGGCAUCACGUGUGCAGUACAUCAUCUCAGAAAAGGGUAUCGGUAGCUCAGUCGACAUUGCCGGUAGAACGAAGACACACAUUAACCAUCGAUUAGAGGUUUUGCGACUUUUGCUGGUGUUGCUCAGUAAGAACAUAUACGUCACACCAAGUCGACAAAAAGCGACGGAGAAUUAUGCUUUGCGGAUCUUGGUGACGAAGCUGGAGAAAUCCGUCGUUCUCCCACUUCUGUGUACAUUAUUGAACGUCUCUAUUGCUUCGAGCAAGAACGAAAACUGGCUUGGCAAUUUGACAAGUCUUCCUGCAGACCUGGUCAAAGAGCGACUUGCUGGUGGGGAGGAUGGAAGACCAGUAACAAUGACUAUUGCUUUGCAGCUGCUCAACAUUGUACUGGGAUACGAGGCCCCAGCGAAAGAUGAUUCAGAUCAAGCUGAUCAAAGCGGAAUCGGUACGCCAAUCCUACCUGGCACACCAAGACCUAAUCUAACACCGAAACUAUCACAGUUAUCAGUCAAUUCAUUCCGCAGCAAAGAUGUUCAGACCAACACUUUCAGACUGUAUUUGAGCAAGCUUCAUCGGCAAUCCGACUUUCAUCUUUUGGCUGAUGGGAUAUUUGCCAUUCUCGCUCAGAGACCAAGUCCUGCUGCUUUGUUGAACGGGAAUGCGGCCGGACAAGUGAUGGAUACCAGUGCAGCAGGUCCUCAUAUUCCUGAGACGAUUCUGGUCCUUUGGCGACUUUUAUGGCAUAAUGCAAAAUUCCGUACAUUUUUGUUGGAAGACCGAUCACCUCAAUUGAUGGCACAUAUGCUCUUCCAUGCAUUAAACAACAAGGACAGCGCUGCUCGUCAAGGUCUCGUUCGAUUGGUGGUUUUCAUCUUGCACGAUAUCAGCUGUGAUCGAGCAUUUGCAGUGAACAUCUGCAAGGCAGGAAGUGGAGCAAAAGCAAAGAUUACUGGAAGUCAAAGGUGGGGUGUUGCUGUUGGAGGUGGAAGUGCAGAUAUCCUAAUUCAAGCUAUCUAUGCUUUAAUUGCAACGACAAAAUCCAGUCUAUCGGCCCUUUAUGCGCCUAUGAUCAUCACAUUGACUAAUGUCAGCCCGUAUUUCAAGAAUCUGUCAAUCUUAUCCUCCAACAAAUUGAUGGCCUUGUUCAGCAGCUUUGCCAAUCCGACUUUUCUCUUGGCCGACGAAGGAAAUCCCAGGGUUUUGUAUUUCCUUAUCGAAACUUUGAACAAUGUUGUUCAACAUGGCUUUCAGAGAAAUCCAAAUGUGGCAUAUGCCAUUGUGCGCAAUCAUCAAACGAUCGAACGACUGGCCAAUUUCACUUUGAGGCGAGGUAUUGCGGAAGUACGCAGAAGCAGACGAAGAGGCGGCCUGUUGGGUAAUGUGAUUACUUCUCCACGAUCGGAGUUUCCGCCUUCUUCUCCACGUCAAACAGGUGAAUUCACAAGUCCAAGAAGUUCAGCAGAGAAACAGAACGAUACAUCAGGAGAAGAGGGGAGAAAUGAAGCAGAGCAAGCACCCUCUUCUGAAAAAGCAAGAGGUAAAAUGCGUCAGACAUCAACUUCUAUGGAUCAAAAUACUGCCUAUGCAGCUGCAAUGCAAGAAGACGAAGAAGAUGAAUUGGUCAACGGCUUUAACGAUGAAGAGCUUCACUUAGCAGCAAGUAUGCUGGGACGUAAUGGCUUUGUCCCUACACAAGCCUGGGUGAGCAGCUGGCAUAAAGGAUUACCGUUGGAUGUUUUGCAAAUCACGAUUGUUGAACUGGUACCAAAAGUGGAAGAAUUAUGUGGUAGGAUUGGAAGUAAGUCGAAUGCAGAUGAGCGUGUUUUGGCAUUGUUGCGUGAACAAAAUUUGGAUGACGUUUUACCCAAUAAAGCAGUUGGCAAAGCUCAAGACGGAACCGAUCUCACCAAAACUCCACAACCAAGACCUUUCAAAUGGACUUCACAUGUUUCCAUUUGGCUUUUGUCUUAUUUGUGGGGAUUGAUUUAUGUGACAAGUUCGAUGCCAUAUGGGCUUUUCAAUGGAUCGUGUGCUAGAUUGUUCCAAUUGCGUAUCCAGGAUAAAGGACCAGCGGCACGAUUAGGAGCAGCUUCCACUCCAAGUUCACCUUCGGAAGGAGGAAAUCGAAGAAGAUUCGCUGAAAAUGCCACGGGCGAUCAAAGUGGGCUAAGUGGAGUAGGAAAUAUGGUUCUUGGCAAUUUGACUGGAGUGUUUGGCUUGGGACUUGGACAAUCCAAUUCACCGCAAAUUCGGCAGAAUAAUUCCGCACCUGAUCGUGGCGGAACGGUGUGA
Messenger RNA from Meira miltonrushii, 3177 nucleotides. RefSeq lists its product as uncharacterized. The record is from RefSeq and is a predicted model, not a curated record. The transcript is spliced from 4 exons. Gene Ontology annotation, cellular component: membrane; Golgi trans cisterna; Golgi medial cisterna. NCBI's taxonomy places the organism in Eukaryota, Fungi, Basidiomycota, Exobasidiomycetes, Exobasidiales, Brachybasidiaceae. The coding region runs from base 1 to 3177 and encodes 1058 amino acids.